Molecule: messenger RNA, 369 nt
Organism: Fragaria vesca subsp. vesca
Lineage: Eukaryota; Viridiplantae; Streptophyta; Magnoliopsida; Rosales; Rosaceae
Exons: 2
Coding region: 13-333 (106 amino acids)
Source: RefSeq, a predicted model, not a curated record
CGAGGUCAAAGAAUGCAGAAGAAGAAUGUGCAAAAGAAGUCUGAGAAGAAGGAGAAGUCAGGGAGUGGAGUUAUACCAACAUUACAACAAAAAUGCUCGUUUGUCAAUUUUCAGCAAAUAGUUAAGAUGGUGAAGUCGAAAGCGAAAAUUGAAGUAUGGGAUGUGCUACGGAAAAUUUCUUUUUGGCCGAUGAUAUCGCCGAUCUAUCACUCUAAAGUGCAAGAAAAUCAUUUUACCAAGAAUGAGCGUGACCUCGAAAUCAUCCUUCAAUACUAUGAUGUUGAGAAGAGGAAGUUCUUUUUUGGGAAUAAAGAGAUGGAGAUCAUGGGGUAAGACAUAGAGAGGAUAUUUGGGCUGCCAAAUUCAGGA